This is a messenger RNA of Spinacia oleracea (spinach), 1124 nucleotides long. Its product is annotated as autophagy-related protein 101. The record is from RefSeq and is a predicted model, not a curated record. Gene Ontology annotation, molecular function: protein kinase binding. Gene Ontology annotation, biological process: autophagy; autophagosome assembly. The transcript has 7 exons. Lineage: Eukaryota; Viridiplantae; Streptophyta; Magnoliopsida; Caryophyllales; Amaranthaceae. The coding region runs from base 230 to 877 and encodes 215 amino acids. Gene Ontology annotation, cellular component: phagophore assembly site; Atg1/ULK1 kinase complex.
AAGUAAUUUAAGAAUCUGUGCAUUACCAAAUUACCGAUCAUCGAUCAUCACUUUCUCCCCGACCAACAAUCAAUUGCUUGCUCCCUCUCUCUUUCCCCUGCCACCAUUUUGACCGGAACUGGUUCUAUAAUCGACGAAUUGAAGCAGAAUAACUAUUCAAAUUUAAACUUCAAGUGUUCGAAUAUCUCAUAUUAUCAAUUCCAAUUCAGAUUCCUAACACGAGCUCCGAAUGAAUUGCGAAGUUUCCCAACUCAAAGAACUGGAAGUGGAACACUUCGAGAUCAGAGAAGUUUUGAGAUGUAUACUACAUACAAUUAUGUUCCACAGGGCUCUAGGCCUCGUGCGUCCAAAAGAUGUUGAUUUAGAACUUUUUGACAUUACAUAUGUCCAGUGUGGAGAUGUGGAACUUGAAAAGAAGAUAGAUGAGAAGAUUGACCAGUUCAUUUGUUGGGUAGAGAAGCACCCUAACAAGAAAAGUCAGAUAUGUCUGUCUUUUUAUGAAGUAAAGAACAACAAGGCGAUAUGGUUCUCGAACAAAGUUGAACGCUUGUAUUGGGAACAAUGGUAUAUAAAUCUGAAUGUUGCACAACAUCACAAACCAACCUCUAGCAAAUCUCACCACUCCAAAGUUGUAGACUCAGGUGCAUCUGAGGAGAGAAGUGCUCGUAGGGCUGCAAUAGAAGUGUCACUUCGAGAGGUUCUGUUUCAGAUAAUAAAAUUUGUAAAUGAGAAAAAGGAUCACAUUCCUCCUAUUCCAAGUCGUGAAGGUAUCUCAUUUCCCUAUGAGAUUACUAUCCCAAGCUCAUCAGAUACUACGUUUGGAAUGGAUAUGAUCAAAAGGAUGCUCCAAACAGGCCAUCCAACCAUGCUUAGCUGACAGGUUCAAGGAUGUUAGUAUGAAAUAGUACUGUGAGAGGCAAAAUUGUGACGAGGAUUCAAACCUAAAAACCUAAUCUCAUUGCGUAUGUAAAUAAUGUCUUAUGCAUUUUUCCCUCUUUACUCCGUAUUCGUCAUGAAGUUUUCUCUGCUCGGAAGACGAGUACGACUACAUGAUAAAGCUUCUACGUAAACAUGUCCAUGUCUAUUGGCUCUGUUGUAUAUAUUGUGUUGACUUUCCCUUUAAA